This is a messenger RNA of Loxodonta africana (African savanna elephant), 19317 nucleotides long. RefSeq names its product fibrous sheath-interacting protein 2-like. Bases 1 to 19302 code for a protein of 6433 amino acids. The record is from RefSeq and is a predicted model, not a curated record. Lineage: Eukaryota; Metazoa; Chordata; Mammalia; Proboscidea; Elephantidae. The transcript has 8 exons.
AUGAUGUGGGUUGUGGCAUCAGUAACCAGCAUAUUAUACCCAGCCAUCACAAAAUAUGAAGAAAGAUUACGAAAUAGCACACGUCCGGUGUCUGAUGAGUCACUUCUGUCUUCAGACAGUUGUACUUUCUGCAGCACAUGUACUGAAACACCUACAUGUGAACACUACACCUCUACAACUGCAAAGACAUUUCAGGCAGAGCCCUGUGCAAACGCCAUCAAGAGGUCAAUAGCACGACUGGCCGUACCUUUAAGACCUCCCUCUGCCCAUACGGAAAGAACAGUUGUGGGAACAGCAUAUCACAGGAAAGGACACUCUGAAAGCUCUGAAUUUAAAUGCAGCACCAUCUGUAAACACCCCGAGCCUACAACUUGUAAAUCAGAUACUCACCUUUUCACAUUAACUGGAACAGGCCUGAAAAAAUCUAAGGAUGCUGCCACUGAAACGGAUGGCUUAGAAUACCCAUUGUCUUCAGAUAGACAAGCAAAAGCUGUAAAUGAGGUGGAAGAGGUAAAGAAUGUUUUUGACAACUUUAAAUGUCACCUAAAAGAGGAAACCGAGUUGAUUUUAGAAAGCAUUUUCCAAGAAAUGGUGUGUGAUUUAACUGAGGCCAUCCCUUGCCUUUCUUCUGUUACCACUGAUAUUUUAGUUGACCAGAUCGAGGCUGACAGAGGAGGCUUACUGUCCGGUGCCAGUAUUUCCUCAGCAGCUGCUGAAAUUGUGGAAAAUAUGCUUGAGAAGCUACAGUCUGCAGUUGACAAAAAGUGCAUUGAGGCAUUUUCACAAGAUUUGUCAGCCUGUUUUAAGCCAGAUUUGGCAACCAUCGAAGAACAGUUUAUUUCACCAGUAGAGAAACCUUUAAAAGUGCCACUCCCUUAUACUUGGCAGAACACGAGUGACAUUGCAGAGGAUAUUGUGCAUGUGAUUUUAGAAAAGCUGAUGGCUCUUGCGUCUUCUAAACAACACGAAUGCCCAGGGCUUGAAAUCCCAGCUGAACUUGGUUAUCAGCAACAUAAGAAAGAUCCAACAUACACAUUCCUUCAAAAAGCCAGCAAAAGGAAAUCGAGUACUGAACCAGAUGGAGCCAAUCUAAUUGGCAAAGAAGAAAUAGAACAUUUAGUGUCAAACAUUUUUUCCCAAUCCUCUCUGGUUGGUUAUAUUGAAGAUGCAAUCAGCACUAUACUAGGUUAUAUACAAAUUGAACUUAAUAACGAAAAGCUUAUUGCCACUGAAGAAACUGUAAUCAUCCUUCAGCUACUUGAUGAUAUCUUAACUCAGCUGCAUCAGGGGGCAAUGAAAGCAAAUGUCCGAAAGGGUAGAUGCCCCAGACUGAGAAGUCCUUCUCGUACUGGAGAAAAGAAGAGGCUCGCCAGCACUAGAGCAGCUAAUGGUCCUAGGUCUAGAGGACUAUUUCCACCUAUUAAUGUUCCUGGCAUGGUCCUUUAUUCUGAAGACGAAAAUGAAGAAAUAGACAAAAUUGUGGAAAAUGUGCUCAUUUCAUCUAUCGAAGAUGAAGAAGAAAAAUUACAAGUUCCUAGUCACUGGUUAAAAAGGGAGAAUGCUGAUUUUGAAUACAAAAGAAAUACCAAAUCACCUAUAAAGCCUGCUUCUCGAAGUAAAGUAGCAUUUCGUGAUUGGGGGUCAAAGACUGACCAUCCAACUUUUAAUAAUGAGGACUUUUUUAAGGAAAGACCGUGUUCGAAGGAAGAUGUUUUGAUUUUUACCCAAGAUGAAACACAUCAAAUACAAAAAGCUUCAGAAAACAUAAUUACAAGUAUUUUAGCAGAAAUACUCAAAGACAUAUCUUCUGUGUCCCCAGGACACUCUGACCAUAAAAAUGAUAAAGACGCUUCACUUCGUACCUCAGGAAAACCUCGAGGUCUGUCACAACAAGAGUGGGUGGACCAAAUGUUCCCUGUAUCAGAAAUCCGUGCAGUGGCUCAAGAAAUAGCAGAUGCUGUGUUAAAAAUACUUCAUGUGACUUUAAAUCAUGAUAUUGAUGCCACUAGAGAUGCCAUGUGUUCUUCAUCGGUACAUGAAACUUCUCUGAAUGAUGCUGACAUAUCAAAUGAAGACCCAUUAAAAAUGUGGUUUCAGAGUAAAAAGAAAAUGAAAUUUUUAUCUUCACUCAGCGUCGGCCUGACAAAGCCUCCCUGGUUAGAAUCUGGGGAAAGGCACUCAGCAUCUGAAAGUGUAGUUGACGUUAAUGAUAAGAUCACUCAUGCAAUUUUUAAAAGGCUGAAGUCAUUUAUUUUUCCAAAAUUGCAAAAGUACCUCAAACCAGAAAACCAUGCUGCCAGUUCGAAGCUGGCAAGUUGCCAUCCACUGGCCAUGAAAUUGUCAUUUCAGUUCUGUCUUGGUACUUACACAACUAAGGUGGUAAACAUUGUUUUGGACGCUAUCCACGAUGAACUGGAACGUAAUAAGAAAUAUCUAAAUCUUAGGGAGAGUAGUCCUCCCAAGAGCUGGAUAGAUACAGGAUAUUUUGCCAACACUGAAAAGGAAUUAGACUCUGUUGUCACAAAUCUCAAUAACGACAUUAUGACAAGCUCCUUAGUAACUUGUAUUUGUGAGAUGCUAAGCGUAGCUACAGGUGAAGGUAGUGUUCCACUCCCUUCAGAUAAGUUAGGGGUUAAAAUUCCAUACGGAACCGCCAACAUUAAUAAAGAAAAAAUUUCACCUUAUCAUUGCUUUCCCAUGCAAGAGGCAACUCCCUCUGAAAUUCGCAAAUGUUUGACUGUUCCACAUACUCGAGGUAGUGUCUUUAAUGAAAAGGACUUCAAAAAAAAUGCCAGAUUUCAAGUGUUAAAUAGAAUUGAGGAUACUUUGUACAAUAUGCUUUGUAAGCUUGUGGAAGACCAUUCAUCUGCUCCUUUAUCUGAUAAUGAUCAAAACAGAGAAUGGACCAGUAAGAAACUAAGAAUGACCACUGUGUUGCAGUCUAAUAUUCAGCUUAUUUCUAAUACAGUUCUAGAAGAUAUCAUUACAAAAUUAUGUAGUGUCGAGAGAGAGAGCAUUUUCUCUAAUUCCGAAUUUAAAGCUAUCUUAGAGUAUUUUGACACCGACAGCCUGUCAUUUGCUUCCCUUAUGGAGGAAAUGACUAAAUGCACUGAUGUAAUCUCCAGCAUGGUGUCCAGUGUGAUCAAGGAAACAAACGAAGAGGUGACGAACAGCAAGGCAAGAACUGCUGCCCCCAAAAUAGGAAGCACAAAAGAAAAUCAUUCAAAUAAACUGAAAGCGCUGGCUUCUGAUAUCCUUAAAACUGUUUUUGCUAAACUAGAAGGGUUUGCCAUGAGGAAUUUAGAAACUCUGGACAUUGUAACCAAUGGAAAUAAAAAUAGCAAUACGAUGGUCUGGGAAAGCAAAAGUACCAACAUCUGUACUGGCACAUCUGUAGAACAAGUGCAAUCUGUAUUGCACAUGCAUGCCAGGAAACUAUCAAGUGCUAUUCUGAAGAUUAUUCAUACGGAAUUAAAUGUGAGCCUGCCAGGUACGGGGCUGUGUGUGAAUCUAGUACAAAAGAAACAGAUGCUUAAGAAUCUAGUCAAUUUAAUUUUAGAUACCAUGCCUCCAGAUAUAUUUAGUGAAACUGAACUUGAAGAGAGAGCUAUUGAAAAGUACAGAUACAGGCCAAUCUAUGGAAAUUUUCUUCCUGGAGGAGCUGAACCAGACUCCAGUCUAGAAGAUCGUGCACAUACAGAGAAAGGACACACUGGAGAGGAAAGACCAACAGAAGAAGAAACUAAAUCAGAUUCACUUAAGCAAUGGGAACUAGAGAUGACCUUAAAAAAAAUUGAAGUAGAACUUAAAGAGCCACAAAAAUCACCAGUUGUGCCCAUUGUAAGAAAGAUUUUGAAUGAAAUUUUUGAGAAUGAUUUACUCGAUCAUUUUAACGUGCCUCCUCUCCCUCGGCCUCAUUUAUGUGACACCCCUCAUGCUGGUGAUGAGACAGUUGCUCAAGCCUCUGUUCCAUUCCGGGGUAAAACAAUGGGUCCUUUAGUAUCUGAAGCUGACGUCAUCGCUGUUACAGAUGGGGUUAUUAGAACCGUAAUUCAAAAGCUUUAUGCAGUUGCUGUAACAGAGAGAAAUGAAAACAGGUCUAGCUCUUUCCCGGAACGUGCUAGUGGAGGAAAGGACUCCAUGUUUUCAACCAUAUUGGACAGAAAGUCAUGUACAUUUCAGUCUAGAUUCACUAUUGAUAAACUGACCAAAGUAAAUGUAGUUGAAGAUAUUGUACAGUCAGUAUUAACAAAUUUAGAAAUCUUCAUUACUUCAAAAGUAAAAUCUCUGUUUUGUCCUGCUAUCAAUGUCACCGUUCCAGUGGCUUUAUUUGUACAGCAGAAUGAGAGUUCAUUAAGCCAACUGUGGUUAUCUAGCAAAGAUUCAUAUUCUGGUGAUCGAGUUGUCUGUUGCUCAGUGGGUAAUAGUAAGUCAGGAAAGACCACCUCAAAAUGUCAAAUGACUGUCUCCAGAUUAAAUACAUAUGCAACAGAAGUGGCUAGACAAGUUUUACAAGGAAUCAAACAUAAGUUGGAUGAACAAAUAAAAAGUCCAUUCUUAACGCAUAAUGUUGAGGCUUUCAAAAGUAUUCCAAGUCAGAUUGUUAACACAAUGUUAGAUAUCAUGUCUACUAAAGGCAAAUAUGAAAAACACAUAUCUGGCAGAGAGACUGAUAUAAAUCAGCCAGAAAGCAUUGUUGAAAAGCUGUUCAAUAAAACUGAUUAUCAAAAACAACUGCAGUUUCAAAUACUAGAUACCAUUGAAGGUAUCUUAAGUGACAUUUGUGAAAAAACAUUGGAUGAGAAUAACCUCCCACUUGUGGCAUCCACUCUUCAGUCUGGUAUAGAUGGGAGAGAUUCAGGACCAAAAUCUCAAGUGGGCACUGAGUGUCCAAAUAGAACUAUUCUAAAAUUUUUGGUUCCUGAGUCAUGUGUUAUGAUGAUGUCCAAUGAUACGGUAAAUAUUGUUCUUCGUAGUCUCAGAUCCAUUGUUGUGCUUGGCAUAAAUGCAAAGAAUUCUAUCUCUGCGAGGCCGCCUGUGACUUUUUCUAAUGCAUUUCCAGAAGCAGAGCGUCAACAACCUUCUGUUGUGGGCUCAACUAAUGAAAGGAAUAGGGAGAUCUUUCUAUUGGCAAGAAAAGGAAAGAGCAGACAACAAAUACCAGCUUAUUCGAAUGACAAUCAGACUAAUAUACUUAAGAAACAAGACACCAAGAAAACUGUUCCUGACCCAUGUGAGGAAAAUGCUCACUUCAUUACUAAAGCUAUUUUGAAUAGCUUAAAAUCUUUUGUCACAGAAAGAAUAGAUUUGCUAUUAACUUUUGACUCUCAGACUAGAGAGGAAUCAUUUGUUAGCCCAAAAUUUGCACGCUAUGAAGAAGAGGACAGCCUAUUUCUUGAAUCAAACCAAAUGCCAUUGGAUGUGAAUAUUCUGAAAACAUCGACAGCUAAAACCAUUCUCAGUCAAGUCACAGACCACACAUUGGCUAGUUACAGGCAAAAACAUAGGCCUGCAAUUCAUAUAUCACAGGCUAGUCUUAAGGAAUAUGCUGACAUAAUUGCCAGUACCAUUUUGAUGAUUAUUAAAAAUGACGUAGACCUAGAAAUGCAAAAGAUGUAUCUGUAUCCAAACAAAACAUCAUUCCAAGAAAACAUCGUUGCAAGUGAAACUGUCAACAAUAUCUUAAAGAAUUUAUGUGAUAAAAGAUCUUUACAGAAAAGCAGUUUUUACUCAAAACAGAACCCUAGCCUCUUUACACAAAUAGAUGUACAAGAGGAAGAAAAUACUGAAAUAUUGCCGGGUCAAAGCAAGAUGGAAGACCACACUGACGUGUCUCUCUUUUCAGAAUGUGUAAAUCAAAACCAAAUGGUAUCAAAAAAAAACGAGAGGAGAAUUUUGGAUGAAGUAUUUAUGAGAAAUAAAGGACCUAGGCAGGAAAAAACGACUGCUUUGUUAAGUGUAGUAAAGGAGGUCUUAAAAAAGGUGCAUCAAAGAAUAAUAGAAGAUGUAGACCACUUGCCUCCAUUUAAUGAACCGCCCUACUUUACAGCUGAUUCGAAAUGUAAAACAUCAGCCUCCAUACGGAAAAAGACCUUGCAAUCACAUAUAAACAAUGUUGCAAAUGAUAUAGUUGAAAGCGUUUUUGGAAAAAUGUUCUCCAUAGUUAUGACAUCCUUGUAUGAAAAUAAUGAAACCAAAGGAAAAUUGGAAGCCCCCGGCAAGGACAAAUCACCAGUGACUCCAUCACACUUUAGGAGAUUGAAAGAUGAGAAAAGGAGUAUUCUACCUGAGUUUGAGCUUCCUCGAGUUUAUCCUUACAGCGGCAUUACAAGUGUCACUCCAUUGGAAACUGUCUGGUUCCAACAUUGUCCACUGCGUGUGGGUGAAGAAUUGGUCCAAAUGGUUCUCAAUAAGAUAGUAAAUUUUGCUUUGCUAAAUCUAGAAGAGGGCUCAUCUCCUAAAAGUCAAUCUGAUGAAAUGCGGUCUCUGAGGCCAUGUAGUUCUAAAGGCAGUCCUAAGGGCAGCCCUAAGCCAGGUUUUAAAGCAAAUUUAAAAGCAAGAUCAAAAGUUACCUCUUUGCCUAAAUUUGGAGCCAAACCACAGGUAGGACCUAGUGGUGCUAAGGCCAAGAACAAGACCAAGUCAAGUCCUGGAGAGAAGAUUCCAAGAGGUGCCCGAUCCAAGACUGCCAUUGGUCUCUCACAGAUACUGGCUACAGGAGAUUCUAAAAACUCGGCAAGAACCAAACUGCCCACUGCAGAACUAAAAAUGUAUGCCAAGAAUAUAGUAAGUAAUGUUCUGGAAACAAUUAUGGAUGAAUUUCAAACAGUGAGGCAGGCUACAGCAACUGUGAGUGUAAAAGCUUUACCUUCUGAUCAAAUCACGACAGCAAGUGAAAUCGUUAAUGGAGUUUUGCAAGGAUUAUACGCUACCAAGAACAGCAAUUUGGCUCAUCCGAUCAAAUGCUCACAUUCGGAUGAUCCCAAACUUGCACAAAAAAAUUUAAGCUCCAUCUCUCUCGCUAGUUCGGAAGCACAGUUUUCGUUGGAGAAUGUUUCCUCACAACUAGAAAAAAUUUUUCCUAAAGAAAAUGUUUUUAAACAAAUGUUUGGAAAAUGGCAGACAGAAUCAAAUGGCAUGGAAAAUGAGAAAUACAAGCUAUUGAUGAUAGCCAAGACUGUUUUGAAUGAAAUUUUAAUAAAAGCAAAAGAAUUGGGAGAGUCAGGCUCACUUUUAAAUCCAUCACCACUUGAGACUUGUGAAAUCAGAUACCAUGAUUUCAAAAGAUCUUCUUCUAAAGCUGAAGAUGCCCAAGUCCAAAUUAAUAUAUUUAGCAGGGAAAUUGUUGAAAGGCUAUUUGAAAAAUUAGAGCUGUGCUUCUUGACACAGCUGCGUGUAACUGAUAGUAAAGAAACUCUAGCAAGCAAGCAAGAAACCACUGCUGCAAGUAAACAUGGUUCCUUAAGAAGAAACAACCUUAACAAUGUACCAAUCUGUAACACGAAGUUGAAAGACAAAAUCGUGGUAGGCCCUGGCAAUCGAAUUGCUCAAGAUAUCAUUGAAGAAAUUCUACAUAUUUUGGAGUCUUUCGCAGACCUACAAUUUAAACAUGUCUCUUCUUGUGCUUUUUCUGAAAUUGUGAAAAUACCUGUGAAAAGCUUUUUUCCUUCCCAGCAGAAACCAUUAAUGAAAACGAAAUUGCCAAAAUUACAGCCACUGAAUAAGUUUCCUGAUGAAUCUAAAUCAAGUAGGAUGAUUUCUCAGGAAAAUAUCCAGAAUACCCUUCGACAGCUUUAUUCAUUCCAUUCAGAAUUGCUUACCUAUACUGCCAAUACCGUCAAUGACAUGCUUCAUAUAAUUAAGAACAAGCUAGACAGAGAAAUACACCAAGUGGAACCAUCUUCGGUUAGCAUAUUUGAACAAAGCAGAGUAGCAAUUCAGAUUGUCGGCACAUUGAUGGACCAGUGUACCCAUUUCUGUGAGUCAUUGAUUAAAAAUCAUGCAAAGGAAAAUCUUAUCGAAGAAACUGAAAACACCUACUCUGUUAGUUGUGCUGAAUUAGCAUCCAAAAUGGAAAUGACCGCUUCCAAGUUAAAGGGAGCUAGCUGUGGAGAUGAUCUACAAAUCAGAGUUCCUAACUUGCUGUUUUGUUCAGAGGAAGUUGUCAAACAAAAGGGUAGGGCUUCCUCAAAUUUACCUCAGGUGCCCCUGAGGUGCUCUGUAGGUAAUACCACUAACACCUCAGAGGCAAUGGGAAGACUUGAAUCAGCACUUAACCCGUCAUAUUCCGGGAAUGAAGUCCGAGACCUCAGCCAUUUUGAUCAAGCCACGAAAGGAAAUAGUUCUCUGCCUGAAGACAGCAUCUUGCACAAACCACCUAAGAAAUCCAGCGACUAUGCUGAAGCAGUGCUGACACAAGACAUGUCCUUCUUCGAAAUGGGAAAAGGUGAAGAGCAAAGAGUGGUUCACCGUGAGCCCCCCAAACCAGCUGUUCAGGUAAGCCAAAUACAGACAACUGUUUCUCCACUCAAAAUAUGUUUAGCUGCAGAAAAUACCGUUAAUACCAUGCUUUUGAGUUACGGCCUUCCAGGGCAACUGCCAAAUACUAAUGAAAAUGUGGAAACAAUUAAGCCAUUUUUUGUAUCAAAAGAGAGGCCUUUUUCCGUAAUGGCUGGAGAACAAAAGGAUGAGGAGAAAAACUUGCUGAAAAUGUGGGGAAAAAGAGUCAACUAUAAAACCAAAGAAAAAAAUAAAAGCUCCGAAGCCAGCGGGGAAGAUUUCCCUUUACUGAAGAAGUGGAAAAAUAAAAAGUCCCCAAGCAGAGAGAAAACAGAGUCUCUUAAAGAGGCAGAAGUAAUGGCUUUUGCCAAUCAGGAGCUGGGUACAAAUGAAAUCCACGUAAUAGCAAGAUACGUUGCUACAUCUGUGGUCACAUACUUCAAGAGCUUCGAAACCAGAGGUCUUCCUGAUGAAAAAGUACCUAUUAUUUCCACAUUAUCAAGGCAAAAAUAUGAAUCAGAACAUCCUCUAAGAAGCACACACCGUGACUCUUCGCUUAAUCAACUUUGUGAACAUCUCACUAAAUUGGUUCUUUCUCAUAUGCUUGCAAGAAUUUCUGAUUCUACUGAAGAGGCUGGGAUAAAACAGAAGGGACUGGACAGUCAAGAUGCCACAUUUAGCAAGGUUAUUUUAGUUCAUUCCUUAAAGUGUGAGAGCCGGUCAAUUCCUAUCAGCGAACUUGCUUUAAGCAUUUCAGAAAUCAUUAUUCGUAUCCUGUUUAAUAGUGACAUCUUAAAGGCAGACAUUACACAAGAAAUGGUUUCUGUAAAAACAAAAUAUAUUUACUGCCCCAGUGUAGAUACGGUUAACAUCGAUGACCUCUUUCAGGAUCUCUUAAUAGGAGUGACUCAGGUUCUAUCCAGAGAAACAGGAAUAAAUCAUCAGCUUGACAGCAAAGGAAGAAAUAAGUCUUCUUCCACGCUUAGAAGCCCUAGUUUGCCCACAGGCAACCAAACCAAAACUACAAAAAGACAGCUGGGCCCUGGAAAUUGGAAAUCUGCUUCUACUCGCCGAAUUAAUCAACUCGUACGAAAAAAUCAAUUAAAUUCUCUGGUAUGUAAGUUAGACAGUCUGGUUAGUAGCCUAAAAACUCGUGAAUCCAAAGAAGUAGUUGAUAAAAUUUUUAAUAUUGUUUUAGAUUUGUUUUUGCCAGAUGAAUGCCCAAUUUGGGAUAUGGAUUCGGGUAAAAUAGCAAGAAAACUGUUCCCAUCCUCUAAUAACCAGCCAGGUAGCAGCAUACCUGGAAAUAACCUAGGUCUUUCCCCCAAAUCUGUUUUUCUUCUGAAUGUUGUAUGUGAGAAACUUAUUCGAAUACUUUUGGAAGGAUGCACAGCCAACAACCUCUUUACGAAUGGCCCUUUUUCGGAUGAAGUAUCAGCAGAAGAAUGUCAACGGUUCGACAUACUUCAAAAUGUAGAGGAUGAAGAAUUUGGUUAUUCCAAGGGAACCAUAGACUACGGAUCACUAGCUCAAGACCAUGACAUGUCAGACCUUUUGGAAAAUCUAGCGGAAACAGACCAAGAAUCUAUGCUUAGUGUUAUUUCCCAUAGCAUGGUGAAAUCCUUAAUGGAAAAGCUAUCACACAGUGUACAGCGGCCCUCCGGAAGUCCACCUUUUACCCCCACGUAUUUAAAAUAUAGAACAAGAGAGAGACUUCCUAGUCUCCCAAGGUCAAAAAGGCCAGAAUUAAAAGAAUCAAGACAGGGUAAAGACCCUGUAAGAUUCAUGAGUUAUGACAGCAAGCCUUUGACAAGGGCAGUGAAUAAUCUCAGGGUGACUAGUUCCAAAAUACAAGCCCCAUUUAGUGAGUCACUUACAGUAAAACCCUCCUCAUCACCUAUUGGAAGACCAAGAGAAAAGACAAUGGAUGCAGCACCCACGCAUAACAUGCUACAGCCGGGAGGCAUCAGCACAGGCGUUUAUUCAGCCAAGUUUUUGGAGGAAAUCAUUUCAGACGUUUUUCUUCAUCUUUUCACCUCAUUGUGGAACAAAAAUGACAACAUCACUGAAGUGCAACUCAAUGAAAUGAGUAUAUUAGGUGUCAGCUCUGUAGUGAAUGAGUUUAAUAAUGCUCAAGUUACUGUUUUACGGGAUGUUGAGGAAAAGCUAUGCUUUCCACCAGUUUAUAAAGAAACUGUUAGUAAGAUUGUUGACACAGUUUAUAAUGAUAUUUUACGGAAAUAUGAAUUACAAGUGGCCUAUGGUGAUAAUCUGGCACAUGUUAUCACCUCAGUAGCCCAGCAAAUAACUCAUGGCAUAUUGAUAGAGAUUUUAGCCUAUGAACUCCCAGUGUGCUAUGUGGGAAAGCUCACGCCCAAUUCGUAUUACCCUCUUGAAGCCAAAAAUAUACUGCAGAAACUUCAAAAUAGCCUGAGAGAACUUCAUUACCCAGUUCAACAUUUAAUAGGCUAUACCACCAUGCUGUCACACUCAUUUUUAGAAGAUGUCAUCAGAAGGCUAUUAUCUCAGCUCAUUCCUCUACCCAGUAAGGCUUCAUGCCUGGGAAAGAAAUAUUUCAUGACUUCAGAUUUUAAUGAGCUAUCGACCUGUAUAAUAAAUAAGGUUAUGUUAGCCAUUUCAAAGCAUAAGAUCUGGCUCACUCAAUGUGAUCAUCACUAUCUAUAUACAGAAGAAAAUCUCCAAAAAAUGGUGGAGUCUGUUUAUAAUAAUAUUUUGCAAAUAUCUGACUCUCUUGUGUCAAUUCAGAAAAGUGUAGUAAGCCAGAGCCCACUUAUGGUCGAUCGAAUGGCCAGUCUUAUUAUUCAAGAGAUUAUUGAAAAUCAUCUUCAACCCUUCUUGUGUGGAGAGGGCGUCUCUCAUUCAAGAACUUCACUGGAUGAGAUAUCAAGUAUGGUUAAAGAGGUUCUCAUUGAAGCCACAGAGGCACAGAGAUCCCAGAAGCCAUUAUCAGUAGGUAUGGGCAUUUGUCCUAAGGCAUUUGUGGAAGAAAUUGUUGCCAGGCUUGUACCAAAGAUCUUCGAUCCAAAAUAUAAAACUGCACUUGAACUGGGAAAAAUCACCCAAAAAAUAGUAAACUCAAUACAUAACCAUUUUAACAAAGCUAAAAUUUGCAUUCUUCGUGAUGGCAAAGAGCCAGCUUUACCCCUUAUAGGCACAGACACUCUGGAUGAACUGGUCGAGUCAGUUUAUAGGAACUUUCUGAUACAGCAUGGGCUGAUCCCCGAUAUUGAUAAUAAAGAAUUCAAAGACAGUGAUAUUUUUAUGGAAAAUAUUGCCAGUUUAAUUGUAGGAUCUAUUUCUGAUUACCUUUUUCAUCCACUGUUUUCUGGGGAUUUGUCCACUUAUUACUACUCUACUUUAACUGCGGAGGACAUUGUUCAGAACAUCCUUGGUGGCAUCAGUAAAUCUACCAAGCCAAGCCACCGUUUAUCUCCGUAUAACACCUUGCUGCCAUACACAUUUUUAGAAGACAUAAUCAGAAUGCUGUUGUCUAGAAUAUUUCCUUCUGCAGAUAACAGGGUUCCAUGCAGAGAAACCCCAAAGGAUAGAUCAGAAGUUAAUUUCAGUGAAAUCUCUUCUAAGCUAAUCAGUGAUAUUAAGGUGAAAAUUUCCCAACAUGAAAUUCGAUUUUCAAAAGACGAUGAAGAAACCAAGUUUGCUUAUUCAGAGGAUGAUACUCAGCAUCUCGUUGACUCAGUAUUCAGAAAUAUUUUGCAAAACUCCGAGUCUCAAGAUGCAGUGGAGCGUGAUCUCAUAAGCGGUAGCAAUGCUCUGAUUGAUAGAGUAGCCGGUUUUAUCAUUAAAAAUAUCUGCCAACAACAUCUGAAUCCAUCUGUGUAUGGAAAGUUACUCUUGCCUUCAGCAUAUCCGUACUUGGAUGAUGCAAGAAGGCAGCAGUUUUUUAUCGGUGUUUAUUCCUCAGCCUUUUUGGAAGAUGUGAUCUUUGGGGUUUUAAGCAAGAUAUUUCACAGGGUGAUGGGCACUGUACAAACAAAAUUUGUAAGAGAGUCCCAAAAAGAACUGUUAGAAACCGCUGAGAAACUCUUGUAUCUGACAACAGAAGAAUUCUCAAAAGCCCAAGUUGGCAUCCUGGAAAAUGCUAAGGAACAAUUGUGUUUGCCACCCGUAGCUAGAGAUGUAGUUAUAAAAAUUAUUGGCACAGUGUAUAGCAAAGUUUUACAAGAAUAUUCGAUGGAACCUGAUAAAGAUUUUCUCCAUGACACAAAGAUGUUGGCUAAGAGAAUAACUAAAGUUAUCCUCGCAGAAACUUUUGACUUCCAAAUCCAUCCAGAUUUCCUAGCAAACCGGUCUUUUAAAUUAGAUUCAAAACUCAAUACUGAUGUUUUGACAAAGAGAGUGCGAUAUGAUAUUAUUAAGUCAAGACUCCAAAGACAGACUUCCACCAUCUAUACCACUGUAUUAUCCCAUACUCAUUUGGAAAAAAUAGUCAGUCAGAUUUUAUCACAGAUAAGUCCAUUGUACUGCAGUGCAGAAGAUCCAGGCCUUUCGCAAUCAGAUUUGAGUAACACAGUCCUGAGAAUGAUCGAUGAAAUCAUGUCAGUGAUUUCUAAGCAUGCAAUAUGUAUUAUUAAACAUGGAAAUGGAAAACAAAAUGUGAUUUCAGAAAAAGAGAUCCAGGCUAUGGCCGAUGCCAUCUACGCCGACUUUUCUCACUCUAACUUAUUCCAGUCUCUUAAAAGAGAUAAAAAAGGCAUAAGUAAUAUGCCUGUUACAGAAAUAGCAAGUUAUAUGAUAAAAGAAAUCUUUAACCAUCAUCUUCAGUCAUUUUUAUCUGAAGAUAAAACUCUCCCUUCAGGUCCAGUUGAUCGAACUUAUAAAAAGAGAGCAAGCGAUCCUAAACAAAGAGAAUUGUCUUUCAUCAUGAAUUCAGCUGUCUUUUUGGAGGAAGUUAUUUCUGAGCUUUUAUGCAAAAUCCUUUAUGCAUUCUCACAUAAUAUCUUAGCUGCCAAAAACCCAUACAAAGCAAAAGCCAGCACAACUGACAUUGUUACAACAUUAGUACGAUCAAUUGUGCUGGAGUUCUCCACAUCAGAAAUUUUAGUUGCAGAUAACUUGGAUGAAAAUCUGUACCUUUCAGAACAGUAUAAAGAAAUGGUUCAUAAAACUGUCAACCUAAUUUAUGAGAAAAUAUUAGGUGAUUACAAAUCUCUAAUUCACGUUUAUAGGGCUAUCCAAAGUGAUGUGAUCGAUUUUGGAAGAAAAAUAUUUUAUUUGCUCUUAGGAGAAAUGUUUGACUAUCAGAUGGAGUCAUUGAUUUCAGGAGAAUUAGCAGCUUCUUACUGUUCCCUGCAAGAGGAGAACAUCCUCAGAAACGUGCUCCAUAUCGUCAACGACGGUAGCCGUGUCUUGCCAUCAUGCAUAACUGUAUUGCCUCGUCCUCUGUUAGAAGAUGUGAUUUACAAGCUUCUAGCACAUAUAUUCCCUUUGUCUGAGACGGAAACCGAACUGAAAGAGGAAGAAGUACCACCAGAUUAUGAAUCUGUGAAUGCAGCUUCGAAACUGGUGGAUGAAAUUAUAACCGAAAUUUCUGAACACGAGGUUCGACUUGCCACAGCAGAGGAGCAUGCAGAAAGUAUGCAGUUAGGAGCAAUGGAGAACUUCAUUGACUGCAUAUGUAACAAUAUUAUGACGAAGUUUAAAUUCCAAGCUGAAGCACAGGAAGACACAAGCAAACAGGAAGGCUCAUUCAUCAGGAGACUAGCUGGUUUCAUUAUGGAGGAAAUCAUGGAUUAUCACCUGAAGCCAUUUUUACAUAAUGAAGAAUCAUCUGCCAGCACCUUACCUGAAAAUGACCAUGCAGUCGAGCUCUGUACUCCUGGUAAAGAAAAAGCAUUGUCUUUCCCACAGCCUUCUGUGUAUUCUGCAACGUUUUUGAAAGAUGUUAUAAUUGACCUUGUCCACAAAUUUUAUGCUCUCCCAAGUAAUUCUGAAGAUCCUAAGGACAAAGAAGUAUCAGAGGGAGACCUCGUGGACAUGGCUAUAAAAUUUGCAAAUGCCCUGACAGGAGAAUUUAGGAAAAGUGAAAUUAAAGUUCUAGAAAAUGCCGAAGAAAUGUUUUCUUUUCCACCAAUUGAUAAAGACACAGUUGAUAAAGUCUCUGAUUCUGUAUAUGAUGAAGUCAUGGAAAUAUAUAGAUCUAACAAUCUAACAAAGAAAGACGGUAGCAGUGACAUUGUUAUAGAGAUAAUUGCUGCUUUAGCUGAGAAGGCAAUCUCUGCUUUCAAAAUUCAACCACUGUUUUCAGGAAAUUGGUCUUCCAUACUCUUUUCAUUUCUAGAUGUGGAUAGCAUCAUCCAAAGGGUUCAACAUCUACCAUUUAAAUCCUCUACAAAGAGAGACAGAAGCUUAGAGGAGAACCCACUUUCUCUAUUAGAACAGUCAUCUGAGCUCACCGUCCUAACAUCAGGCCCGAAAACCAAAAUUGACACUUUGGCAAUAGAUAGAGGUGCAACUAAUAGAAAAGAGAAUUUAAAAAAGGAAGAGACCUCAAUGGAAAAAGACUGUAUCCACGAGCCAGUAUAUACUGCUAUAACUAGCAUUAUGAGCAGCAGAGUAAUUCCCCUAGCAUCGGUGUCAGCUGAAAAUGUGGCAAAUAAAAACAAAAAGCAUAAGAAGAAAAAGAAAUGUUCAAUUAGAAAAGACAGUGAGAAGGUAUCAAAAGUUACUUUUCCAACUACCAGUGUGAAAAGUAAGGAUAUUCAGGGGCCAGAUUUGAGCACAACGCUUAAAAAGAAUGAAAUCGAGAAGAAUGAUGGUUCAGCUAGAAAAGAUGAGGAAGGGCCUGGUGAUAGGAUAUAUAAACAUAUUUCAGCAGCUACCGAUGAUACAAAAACCAAGAAGGUUGUAUUGGAACCGGAUUUAAAAACAGAUGAUAAAAAGCAGUGUGACGAUACCAGAGAAAGUACAUUAGGAAAAGAGGAUGGACCCCUUGAAAUACUUUCUUUGAAAUCCAUGGUGAGAAAUAAAGAGACCCGAGAAAGGAGAACAGAGUCUGCAGUUGUGGAUGGCAAACAAAUCUUGGAUCCUAAAUGUGUCCAAACUGUCACUGAAAGCAUUUACAGCAAUGUUUUAGAAAUAUCUUUUCUUCAUGGACGAACUGAUGAUUCAAAAUUCCAAAAUCCCCCAGGUGAAAGAGUAUCAUCUGUAACUCAGGUGUAUGGCAGGAAUUUUGCACAGCCUGCUUCAACGGGGGAUUUAACCCCCUCAGCUUGCCAGGAAGUUCUGUCAAAUGAGGAAGAGAAAGAGAAGAGUGACGAUAAAGAAAUGAAAAGUAAACCAGAUAGACCUCAGAACCCACCAGAAAAUAAACCUGGGGUUUUGCCUGUUAACUUUUUAGAAGACAUUAUUGCCGAAAUAGCUAACAAACUGAUCUUUUCUUCCUUACCGGCUACACACGAUGCAUGUCAGAAUGUAACCAAUGAUGUAAAUCAAGCUGAGCUCUAUGACACAGCUAUGAAAUUGAUUGAUUCACUCUUAAAGGAGUUUUCAGAUGCUCAAAUUAAACUAUUAAGUCCAGAGCAGGGAAAUCAGCUCUUUUCAUCUAUAGAUAAAAUGUCACCAGUUCAUAAAGUACCUCACAGGCAAAAAGAACCAUCUGUAGAUAAAGCGCCACCCAAAAUAACAAUAAUACCUAUGGCUAAAAUACCAGCCAUGUAUAGUAUGGCCACUGCAGCUGAUGUACCUUCCGAUGAAGUACCUUUUAUUGCUAAUAUGCCAUCAAUCAGUAAGUCAUUGGUUAAUAAGGUUGUCCACUCCUCUAUAUGCAAUAUUCUGCUGGAGUAUGGAUCUCAAGGUUCCAUUUGUGGGGACAUAAACAGUAAUGGCAACAAAUUAGCAAGAAGGCUAGCUAGUGCAGUCAUAGAAGAAAUUUUUCAACACCAGCUAGACUUUCUACUUUGUGAUGUGGCUCCAUCUUCAGUAUAUUUACCUCUAGAAUCUAAGGAGGUUAUUAAAAAGCUCCAAAAGGUGACCGAAACAGCAUGCAAAGAAUGUCAAACAUCAUUGCCACAUACCAUAAUGCUGCCACAUAAAUUUUUAGAGAAUAUCAUUUCUUCUCUUCUAUCAAAAAUUUUCUCAACAGUAGCCAACACUGAAACAGAAAUAUUUGAGAACAACUCGUACACAGAACUGGAUUUCCUUCAAAUGAAGUUAGUGAGUACAAUUAUGACACAGAUCGCCAAAGAUAAAGAUAUGAUUAUACAAUACGUAGACUCCUUACAUCCUAAUGAUGAUGAAAUUAUUCAAUUAGUGGCUCAGACUAUUUAUAACAAUCUCCUCCCGCAAUUUGCAUCACAAGAGAUCAUACAAAAUUGUGUCUCCAAGGGUUGCAGAAUCCUUUCUGAAACCAUCGUCUCUUUAGUUGUACGAGAAGUGGCUGGCAAUCAACUGCAAAACUAUUUUUCUGAAAUGCUGAGUCCACAUCAGUGCACUGCAGUAGACUCUGUGGCUGGAAACAUCCUUCAAAAUGUCAUCCAAAACACUGAGGUUGUCCAGCCCCAGCCAUCGUACACUUACAAACUGCCUUUUAACAUCAUAGAAGAAAUUGCUGUCAACUUUUUAUCAAAGCUUUUAUCCAUGUUUCCAAAAGCAGAUAAGGAACAAAACAAUUCUCUAAAUCCUGAAAUGCAAAAAAUAACCUCAAAAAUCUUAAAUUCGCUUCAAGAAUAUAUCUCUAAAAGUCAGAUUAAGGUUGUACCACAGGCCAAGGAAAAUACUACCAUAUCUUCAGCAGAUAGUGCAACUAUUGAAAAGGUAGUUAGUUCUGUGUACAACAGUGUUUUAAAGCACUCUGGCUCACAUACUUCUGUGUUUAAAGAUUUAAUGGGUCAGAGCAAUGUCCUAGCUGAUAUAAUUGGUUUUUUAAUGGUGAAGGAAAUCUCCAACUCAGAAUUGCAGCCACAAAUGGAGGAAGAAGCCUCAAGUUCAGAAUUACUUCUGGAAGCUGUCAUAAUUUUGGACAAAGUGACUAAAAUUAUCGAUGACCUUAAGUUGAAGGAAAAGCCUGCAUCCAGGAAAGGUUCUGUAUUAGAUGCCAUGUUUUUAGAGGAAACAUUGGCCUUGUUUUUGGCUAAACUAGCGAAGUUGCCAUGUGCCUCAAACCGAGAUGCAAAAACCUUAUCAAAGCCUGAGCUAAAUAAAAUUGCAUCUCAACUGACAAAAUCCGUGACAGCUGAAAUUUCUAAAAAUAACAUUAGCAUUGUAGCUACUAAUCCUGAAGAGCACCACCUAACUCCAGAAAAUAUGGAAAUGAUUUCUCAGGUGGUUGAUUCAGUCUAUAAUCAUGUGCUACAACAGUCUGGCACACACGAAGACCUUUACCAUGAUAUGAAAGGUACAAACAGAUUCUUUCCUCAAAAAGUGGCUUCUUUAAUUACUAGUAAAAUUUCAAAUUAUCCAUUAGAAACAACUGGCUCAAAAACUUCGAGUGCUGACCUCUUUGGUGAUCUGAAUGUGGACAGAAUUGUUGAAAAGGCACAUGAGCAUGCUGUCAAAAUGGAGCCUCAGCUAGAGGAAGAAAUGUUACAUGGAGAAUUGAUUGGGCUUCCCACGUGUAUCCUUCCAUAUCGUGGGAAGCAGCCAAUAACUAUCGGCCCAGAUACUGUUGCUGAACACCUAGGAGUAAUCUCUAUUAAAACACAACCUCUCGAGAAACUAAAAAUUGAAUGUUUAGAGAGAACUGGACAUAGCAUAGAAGAACUGAGAAGAGCUGCAGUCAGUGGGAGGAGCUACAUAGUAAAUACACCUGGUACAGGCCAGAGACAGAAAGAAGGGCGUGUUUCAUUGGAUAAGAGUGGACGACUGGAUGUAAAGCCCUUUGAGCCAGCUACCAGGAAUUCGUUUCCGAAUUUGAGAAAGCCUGACAUCACCAGGGUGGCGCUUUUAAAAGACGUCAAGGACAAAAAAGACCUUAUCAUUCGGUUGUCUGCUCAUGAUAUUGACCACAAAAGCACAGGAAAUAAGAUAGAGAAGGACCUGAUUUCAGAUGAAGAUGAAGCUGUUUUACAAGAGGUUGUAAAAGGAGAAUGCUUUGAAGGUCUAGUUGAAGAUCAAGUGAAAGAAGACAUGAAGCCAAGAGCAAGCGCAGCGACCUCUCCCAAGCCUAUAACAAGCAUGAGCAGUCUGAAAAAAAGGUUGUCGCUUGGCAAAUAUUGUCCCAAAUCCACUCCAACUCCAAAAAGUGUUACCACGCAUUCAACUCAGUUGACAGAAUCUGCGGAAACGCAAAUGAAAAGUAUUCUUUCUGGCAGAGACAGGACCACCUCACAGUCCUCCACUGGCACAGCCUCUACUCAUUGGGAGAAAAACACACAGCCCAGCGGGGAAGAAGGAAGAGCUAUGACUGAAUCGACACACUACUUACUACACAAAAUUAGGAGUUCAUCCUCAUAUGACGAAGAGGAUCUGACUUCAUUUUCUAGUGACAAUGAGGGCGAUCGUACCCAUGAUCCAAGUGCCAAAAUAACAGAAGGAAGUUUUGAAGUUUUCAACUCAGAGAAUCCAAGCAGUAUUAAGUUUACCACACUCUUUCAACGUGACAGUAUUCUUGCCAGUGCAUGUUCCUCGAGUGAGGGCACAUCAGACUCUGGCAAACCUACUACUUCCAAACGGGGGUCGGAAGUGAUGAAAAAGGUAUCAGCAACUCUGUCAAAAGUGUUUUCAAAAUCAGAUGCUAAUAAACCCAAAGCUUCUUCAUCCUCACACCCCAUAACCAGGAAUGACACGGCUACACCGGACCUAAAUAAGCCUGCCGACCUUUCUUAAAAAAUUAAAUGGUUU